Messenger RNA from Closterium sp. NIES-65, 1638 nucleotides. Lineage: Eukaryota; Viridiplantae; Streptophyta; Zygnematophyceae; Desmidiales; Closteriaceae. The record is from the annotation of a GenBank genome assembly.
AUGGCCACUGAACUGGGUACCGAGAAGGCCAGCAUAAACGGAGGGCGAUUUGACGCAAGUCAGUACGCCUUCUUCAACGCCGACUCUGCCGCUUUACCUCAGGAAGAGUUAGGCGGCUUGGAGGAUGAUGGUGCAGAUGGGGAACUUGGCGGAUGGGACGAGAAUCCGGACAACCCGGAAGAACCUUCUGUUGAGUGGUCGGAUCAGCCAAGCCUUAAGACCAACGAUGUUAUGAUGCCGACGUCCGUCGGCAUGUCUGCCGGGCCGGGCCCCGCGCGGCCCAUGCACAAUGCUCACGGCGGCCCUGGAGCCGGUGGCCUGUCGGAAGGGGGUGGCGGUUCGCCGGGUAUGGUGAGGUCGCAGUGCAUGAGCGUGGAGGAAAUGCAGUCCAUUAUCCGUAUGCAGUGGGCAGCUGUUCAUGCCGGGGAUCCGUAUGUGGACGACUAUUACCAUCAAGCGGUGGAGCAGCGCAAGGCAGCGGCUGCUGGCAUGCGCCUCCGCCACUUCGCGCCCGCUACCCUCCAGCCGCCAGGGAGCUUGCAACGAGGCAACGGGCAACAGCAGCAGCAGUCCACAGUCGCGUUCGUUCCGAUUCAAGGUCUGGGUCGAGUUCCUAUUCCCUCCAUUCGCCGUCCGCGGCCGUUGCUGGAUGUCGAGCCGCUUGCUUGCCUGCACUCUUCGUGGCACGAAAGCGGGCUGGGAGGCAAGGGAGAUGGAGUCGGUCCGGAUGGGCGGCAGCAGCCAGUGCGGCCGCUGGAGCAGGAGCCUAUGCUAGCGGCGCGCAUAGCCAUUGAGGAAGGCAUGAACGUGCUGCUUGACGUUGAUGACAUUGACCGACUCUUGUCCUCGCCCCAGCCGCUCCCACCACAUGCUGCUGCGCAGUUGCAUCGCACGCGCCACUUGCUUCUGGAAACCCUCGCGGCCUCGCUCCAGCUGUCGGAUCCUCUCAUUCCUGGAAGCCCGCUUGCUCCCAUGCAUGAUGUGCGAGCCGCGGCCUCCGCUGCAGCAACUGCUGUCGCCACUGCUGGACCUACUGGCGGCUGGGGAGGAAGGAGUGGAGGUAACAGGGGGGUGUCUAGUGUCGUUCCUCCAGAGGAUGUAGUCUGGCUUCGAUUGUCUGUUCUUCCCAAAGGAAGGAAGUUUCUGGCUCGAUUUUUCAGUGUGGUGCCAGCAAACUCCCCACUUCAGCGCAUUCUGCUUCUGGCUGUGUUCCGGCACUUCCGCAUACUCUUUUCCCCAUCGGCAGUAGGUUCUGCCCCACCUGAGCCUCCAUCCACGCCUGAGGCUGCCGCCCUCUCACUCCCUACGCAAGUCAUUCGAGCCAUGCAGAGCCUGUCUUCGUUAGACGUUGCUGCUGCAUGCCUUGCAGCAGUUGUGCUUGCUCCUGAGGCUCCACCUUUUGCCUCGCACACACCAGCAGGGCGUGCUGCCACCUCUGUCCUUCGCACACUUCUUGAUCGCGCAGCUAAUUUGCAGCUGCAGCUGUUGGAGCUCUUCUCCAGGGACUGCUCCGCAGCAGCAACAGUGCUGCAUAAUGAGUCACUGCUCGUAGUUGUUGAUGGAAGAGGGUUGCAGGAGUGGCUGCAACAGUCCCAUCCUCUGCUGAUGUGCUACACUGUAUGUGGUGCCUGUGAUUAG